AUGCGCUCAAGAACUGGGUGCUUGACGUGUCGAUCCCGAAAGCUGAAAUGCGACGAACAGAAGCCGCAAUGUUCGCAAUGUUGGAAGGCAUCUCGUGAGUGUCGACCCAGCGAGGGCGUAGUUUUCCGUCACCAACAGAAUGCGUCUAUGAAUAUGAAUGGAACGGUGACGGGCGAUGGUGACGGAAGCUCCUUGAGGCGGUUUUAUUCAUACAAAAAUACCUUUGAUGAGAAUAGCGUUUGGUUGGAGAUCCCCAAACAAAUUACGUUUAUUGACAAUUCUGAACCGUUCGUGGAGGAAUAUGACCACCCUAUCGCGUCAACCAGCGAUCCUGUUGCCAACCCACAACCUCUAACCUGGGAUGCUAAUGAUAAUUACCGUCAUCAAUCAUCACUAGAUGUCCAGACACAAGGUCUGGAGGCUCUCUCAGAGGCGGCAACCGGGGGACCUUAUCAUCUUCUCCCGAACUCUUCAACCCCAGUCCAUCCGUCGACGAGGAGAAAUGAUAUUGUCAGUAAUCUUGCGAAUAAUACUGCCUCGAGUCAGGCUGAACUGCCAGCUCCUCUGGCACUAGCAGUUUCUGUAAACCCUACACGUCCAAGUAUGCCAGCUCCAACAUUCUCAUCCGCAUCAAUAUCCUCCCCGAACAACAAUAUCAAUUUUAUACUCAACCCGUCAACAUCAACGUUCUCCCCUAUCGACCCGAAUCUCCAGUCGUCUCCACACCAUAGCAAAAUGGCACUCAGCGCUUCAACGCCAUCUGGGUCGAAAGAGUUGAAUUCAGGUCUAGGAGCUGAAGUGGGUGUAGAUGUUGAGUCUGACCGUAAGAUUGCAUUCUUGCUCCGUCAUUUUUCAGAAGCUCCAGGACAAUGGAUGGAUCUUUUUGAUUUUGGCACAUAUUUCGCCACCUACGUUCCUGUUAAAGCCAUCACUGAGCCCUUGCUAAAAUACGCCGCUUGCGCAUAUGCAGCUAAGCAGUUGGGGCGGGUGAAAGGUAAAAAGGCUAUAGUAGGAGGCAUAUGUGGUAGACAGGCCACAAUGGAAGUUUGGCCUGAUGCUGAGAAGAUUGACUGGUAUUAUCACUGUGCAAAAUAUUAUGAUAAAGCUAUCCAGCUUCUGAUGGAAGUUUUGCACCCGGAACCAGAGCUGUGUAAUGAUUCUAGUCCGUCUCAGAAACGGCAGGAUUAUCCAAAUAGCUGUCUAUCAAGCACACAUUCAGAUGAAGUACUUGCAGCAGCGGCAAUUUUAUCAUUGUAUGAAUUUCUCGAGACAACCGGACCAACUUGGAAUCGGCAUCUGAAUGGAGUCCAGUCGUUGUUUGAUAUUGCAGAAGCUGGUAUGAUGCCAGUGGAACAACUGGAGUUAGCAGGCGCACAAAGGCUAGGGCUCUCCAAGGCGCGGGAGGCGACGUUCUGGAGUUUCGCUCGUCAGGAUUAUUUAUCUGCUUUCAUUAACCAGUGCCGGACGGGGCUCAACACGGAAAAUUUGUUCCUUUGGACUGAAGCUGGCCUUCUGUUGGAUAAUGCAGGAUUUGUCCGGCCAAGUAAUACAACUGGUUCGGGAUAUCCAGAAGGAGAUGUCAUGAAAGAAGAUUUAAUAUCGAAUGCACUAAUUUGGAUCCUCUCGAAAGUUGUGAAUUUUAUAGCAACAGGUAACAGCUUAAGCAGCACGGAGAAUGACCCUACCGAAUCUUCUUCCAUUGGUGUCUGGCGGCAAACUGCUUUUGAGAGAUGGGAUAGGCUUCAAACAGAGCUCGGCAGAUGGUACAGUGGCUUACCGAACACGUUCAAACCUUGCAUCAGACUGGAGUCUUCUUAUCCGUCUUUCCAAGGUCCAGAUGAAGAGCCGUUACCUUGCCAGGAAGUGUGGUACAGCCUCCCCAUGUGUGGAUCAACAAUGCAGCAUUACCACAUGGCAUGUAUCCUUCUUCUGGCCAAUAAACCACCCGAAUCCACUGUGAAUGAGCAUAUGGUGGCAAGCAAGUCGAAAUCCUAUCCAGCCACAGAGAAUGAGAUAAUAUUCCACUGCCGUGAGAUUUUCGGAAUCUCUAUGGCUCGACUGGACGCUUCCGUGCGUAUCCAUUCCGUACAACCUUUGUUUGUCGCUGGCCAGUGUCUCACCUAUCCUCGAGAGCGCAGAGCCAUUCUGCAACUGUUAAAUGGGAUUGAGGAUGAUCUUGGAUGGGCUACUGAAUACCGUGUUAAGCAACUGCUGAAGGAAUGGGAGGGGGGUGAAAUGCCAGAGAAUGUUCCGGGGACUUGGAAUCAUGUGUCUUCGCGGACAGAACCAUCUAAGACAAUAUCAUGA
Molecule: messenger RNA, 2307 nt
Organism: Paracoccidioides brasiliensis Pb18
Exons: 5
Coding region: 1-2307 (768 amino acids)
Biological process (GO): positive regulation of transcription by RNA polymerase II
Cellular component (GO): nucleus
Molecular function (GO): zinc ion binding; DNA-binding transcription factor activity, RNA polymerase II-specific; transcription cis-regulatory region binding
Source: RefSeq, a predicted model, not a curated record